UAUUAUCACAAACCAUAAAACGUGGACAUUUAAGCAAGGCUUCAGUGAAAACAUUCUCCGUUUUUGUGUUUUCCAGUUUUUUUCAGGAAAGGUGUGUGAAGUUAGCGCCAUGUUGUCAGGCAGAUAGAGCUCCCCUUAACGGCGUUAGCUCUGUGCGCGUGUGUAGCUCCGUCUCCAUGGAAACGGGCUCGGCACAUUGGCAGUGCUGCUUUCCAGCCAAGCUAACAGCUCCUCACUAAUAAAAACGGAGAUACAGUGAGGAUAAAGUGUGUAAGAAGCUCGCAACAUGAUUAGUUCAUGUUAUUAAAAUAUGCGCUCAGUGACAUGGAACACGCUAGUGCAGCGGUUAAUCAGCAGCCUCACCAGACUAGUUAAAGACGCUAGCUAAGUUAGUACAGCUAGCUAACUAAGUGACUAAAUUAUAGCAGUCAGUUAUCAGGCAUUUAAACUAGAUUAAAGCACAGUGACGCAACUGAAUUACAACAUGUUGUGCUAGUAUAGUGAAUAUUCCUAGUGGAAAGGGCUCAUUGAGGUGGUCUGUGCUGUGAAAGCGAGGUGAGUUGCAGAGCUAGCUAACGGUGCUGCUGUGAGUCCUGGCGAGCAUGAAGAGGACGAGUGAUUCCUCCAGAGCCUCGUCUGUGCACAGAGUGCUGAGUUCAGCUCCGGCUCCAGCUCCUGCCCCUGCUCCGGCUCCUGCCCCUGCUCCGGCCCACAGCCUGAGUGAAGACGCAGCUGAGCUCAGUGAAGACGAUGAAAUCAAAUGCACAGGAACACGGUACAUCACUGAAGACUUUCUUAAGAAGUUGACCAAGCAAGACAAUUUAUCCCUUGUGCGCUCCUUGAAUCUGUCCACUCCUCAUGGAGAUAAAUACUUCAGGUACAUUGAGAACUUGGACAAGUGUGACCGUGUUCAGGUUCUUAACCUUAGUAACAACAUCAUAGAAAAAAUGGAGAAGUUGGAGAGGCUUCAUCAGUUGCGAGAGCUGCACCUUUCCAAUAACAGAAUAAGGAAAAUAGAAGGCCUAGAGCAAAUGGCAAACCUACAGAUCCUGAAUCUGGAGAAUAACAGCAUUGAACAAGUGCCGCUGUGGGUCGGGAAAAAGCUCAGAUCCCUUCAGAAGCUAAAUCUUCAGAAAAACAAGAUAUUUUCGCUUCAUGAGCUCACCAAAUUGAAGCUUCUAAAAAGUCUAACUGAGCUGAAGUUAGCAGAGAACCCUGUGUCUGACCUUCCCCACUACCGCCUCUUCUUAGUCUUCCACCUGAGAUCUUUAGAGUUUCUGGAUGGGCAGCCAAUCAGCGAGCAGGAGCGAGAAAAAGCCCAUCAGCGCUUUCACACUGAGGAGGUAGAGCGUCUGGAGCAAGAGCUGGAAGAAAGAGGAGCAGAGAUAGAGCGACUGCAGGAGGAGAAAGCUGUAGCAUUAAAGGAGUUGGAACAUCAGGAGAAGCUCCAGCAGAGUCUGAGGCAGGAAAGCCAGGAGCAGCAGUGGCGACAGGAACAGCUUGAAAUGGAGCUGGACACCAAGUCCGAACUGCCAAUUUCCUCUUCACUUCUUGCUACUUUCCGUAGAGAUCUGUCAGCCACCCUAAAGCUAAAACAGAAGACCACAGAGCUGACCCGGGCCUGCCAGAAGCAGUAUGAGCUUGAGCAGGAGCUGGCUUUUCACAAGAUAGAUGCUAAGUUUGAACCACUUCCAUUUUAUCCUAAUCAUGACCUGGAAGGGGAUGUGCUGGGUGAGAGUCCGUACAUUGGAAAAGCCCGUCACAAAAGGAACACAUUUACAUCAGACAGUGUAGAUACAGGGUUCAGGCAUCUGGCCAAAGGAGGUCUCGUACAUACAGACAAAUUGGAGGAGGAUGAGUCGAGGCAGGAUUUGGCAAGAGCAGAGGAGCGGCUACAGCAGCUGCAUAAGGAGAUGGAGUACAAAGAGCAACAGAUCCUGAGAGCCAGCGAGGAGCUGCAACAACUAGAAGAGGCAGCAUCUCAAAAACGAAUUUCAGAAGCAGAGAAGGACCAUCUUAGACAGCAGCUGCACGUGAAGAUCCAGAAGCUGUGUGAGAUGCGGCAGGAGGCAGAGAACCUGGAGAAGCAGCUGGACAGGCAGAGCUCUAAGCUCAGUGAGGCUCAAGGGGAGCUGGACCAGCUCCAGAGCUUACUGCACACUUUGAAGCCAGAAGACCUCAGACACGCUCAUGUGAAGGCUCAGUUGGCCAGUAAGAGUCAGCUGCUGUCCAUCAUGAGUAAGAAACAGCACGAGUUGGAAGGCCGGCUAGAUGACAUGCUCAGUCGCAUUGCAAAGGAGACACAAGAGAUCAAAGAUCUAGAACAACAGCUUACUGAGGGUCAGAUAGCAGCUAAUGAAGCAUUGAAGAAGGAUCUAGAGGGCAUAAUCUCCGGCCUGCAGGACUACCUGCAUGGGGUGAAGGAUCAGGCUCGACAGGCCCAAUCUGACUGCCUGCGCCUGCAGAAGGAGAAAGACACUCUACAGCAGCUCCUCUGGGACAAAGAUCAACAGCUCAGCCGACUGCAGCAAGUAGCCCAGAUCUGUGAAAACACAAAGCAGGAGUUGUUGCAGCACCAGGAAGAGUUACAGGCUCUGCGGAGGGAGAACGUAGAGCUGAGGGAGGCUCAAGGUCAGGUCAGUGCAUAUGAAGCUGAAUUGGAGGCUCAGCUGCAAGAGAGAGACUUUAAGGCCAGCCACCUCAAAGAGGAGCUGAGUCGAUUGCAGCGGCUCAGUCAGCUGGAGCAUUCUGCGUUGCAGGCGGAACUGCAGAAAGAGAGACAGGCCAAGGAGAACGCGCUGGCUCAGCUGCAGCUAGCUGGAGAGAGAGAGCUGGAGAACACUGAUCUCCUGCAACAGCUCAACAUGCUGCAGCGGGAGAAAAGUACUCUAAUGGAGAAGGUCAAUGUCUUGCAAAAAGACUUUCAGCAGAUCAGGAAGGAGCUGCUGUGCCCUAAACAAGUAGCCAAGAGUUUGCAGGGGCUGAAGAGAAUCAUUGCGACAGGCUCAGGGGAACUAAGCAGAGUGAAUGGUGAUGGAGGUGUGCUGAGUGAAAGCUUGGCCGAACUGCAGGAAGAGCUGCAGCGCACAGUUUCUGCUGCUUUGAGAGACCGAGAUGAGGCCCAAAGUGCCCAGGAUAGGCUGGCACGUGAGCUGGGCAUUCUCAGGAACAGGCUUACACACUAUCAGCAGAAAUACCAGAGUGCAUGUGAAGAGGCUCGACAUGCCAGGGCAGUAGAGAGAUGUGAGGAUGAGGCUGAGCUCCUCCAGCUGAGGGAGGCGCUGCAUGAGGCACAGGAACAGCAGUACCUGACACUGCAGCGUCUGCAAGAAGCCGAGAGUGAGAAAGAUCGUCUACUUUUGGAGUUCAAAAAGCAAGACAAACAGGUAAAGGCUGAGGAGACUCUAACACAAGAACAGAUUCAGUCCUUGGAGCUGGAGUUGAGAGAGCUUAGGAGAUCCUUCACUAUUGCUGAUCAACUGGCUGCCGAGCAGCUGAAUGCUGCCACAGACGAGCUUCGCUCGCUCCACAGCUCAGUGCACAGAAUCAAUCAGGAGAGAGUAGAGGAUGCAGAGGAGCUAGAAGAAUCCAGGAUGGAGGCUGCUCAAGCUAUGCAAGAUCUAACAAAGGCAGAGGCAGAAAUACAGGUUCUACAGAAGCUGCUUCAGGACAGGGUUCAUCUAUCAGACACAGAUAGCCUCAGUGUCCCUCACCCCAGUAUUCAACAGCAGGAGUUAGCCAGACUGAAUCGAGUUUUGAAAAGGCAACAGGUUCAGACCAAACGGCUUCGAGAUCAGCUGGCUCAGGCACUACAAGAUAACAGUGGAAACCUGGAGGAGCUGAUCAAGGAAAUAGAAGCCCUUAGAGAUACUCUGCUGCAGCAGAGCAAUUACCUGUCCAAUUUCAUGCGUACUCCACACAGCAGUGGAUACUGGUACUAUGUACCACCAUACCAAGAUCACCCCAGUCUUGGUUCUCAGGCUACACAGGACUCUGGCCUGGGUUCUCAGUAUGUCCCAUCACCUGACAGAGGCAAACAUUCCAGAAACCAGCAGCACAAAGACACAAGACCCUCUUCCAGCUCAGGAUACUGGGUUUAUUCUCCCCACCCACAUGACCAACACAAUUAUGGGAAAAGAGAGUCUUCAUACAGAAACAGCGAUGGAGAGAGUGAUGAGGAUGGUGUUAGAGGAGCUCAUUUCACCCCCCCACCAGGCUCAAUCAUCUACACUGUGCCCCCUGAUGGCACCCAUCUUCCCCCAGGCAUGGUCAUCUACGCCCCUCCUGUACCAGGCCUGGCCGUGGGUCCUGGUGCAGUGUUUUAUGGCCCUCCGCCUGAAGGGGUCAGGCUGGUUUAUGGCCCUCCUCCGAGUGGGCUACAUAUCCCUCUCAUCCCUAAUGGCACUCUACACUGCAAUGUGCCUGGCCAUCUGGAUAUGACACACUCUUCAAGAGUAGCAGACCAUUCUUUAAGGGAGGAGCAGAAAGAUAGAGUGGCAAGUGAGCGGGAACUGCUCAGGCUGGAGGAGCAGAGAUCAGAGUUGCAGAUGGAGCUUAAAGAGCUGCGGGGAGCUGUGAGCCGACUUCAGCGCCACAAGAGGCUGUUGGAAAGUUCAGUUAGCCGUGCAGAAGAGGACACUGUAAUGGAUGAGAUGGAAGGUCUGGAGAAAACUCUCCUCAAACGCAGGACAGAGCUACGGGAUGUAGAGCGCCUGCUGUCAGAGGCUGAAGCAGACCUGAAGGAUACCAGAGCUAAGAGCAAAGACACUCUGCAACGCUACAGCAAAGCUGAGAGACAGUUAAAAGAGGCAGAAUGUGAGCUUGAGGAGAUUAAACAGCGAACCCAGGAUAGCACCAGACAGCUAGUACAAACCAGACAACAGCUCCGGGAUCUUCAAGAAGAGGUAAAGGAUCUGCAGAGAUGUAAGCAAGAUCAUGAGAACACACUAAAACAGGUGGAAAAAGUGAUUGCAGCUCGAGAUGCAGAGUUCCAAGAAGUCAACAGAAAUCUAAAGAGAGUAACCAAUAAAAUGGAGGACAUGCAGAAAGAACUGAGAGAAACACAAAGCCAGGAAGCAAAUCUUUUUAUGGGCUGCAGGGACUCUGAGGAUAUUCUACACACCCGCAGAAAAGAGCUGGAGCAUCUAAACACCCAGGUGCAGCUACAGAAGGAACAGCUGUCUUUGCUGGGGCGGAAGCUAGAGCAGUGGCGGGAAGAGGAGGACAUUGUGAGGACAAAUGUAGAAAAGCACAGGCAGAGCCUGGUGGAGGUGCUGAGGCAGGGAGAAGAGGACGCGCACAGUCUGCAGCAACACAUUAAGGAGCUACGUGUGGAUGUGCAGUGUCUGGCUGUGCAAAAGGGGGAACUGGACUCUCAGCUCUCAGAGAGGAGAAGAAGGCUGGCUCAGUAUAAAAAGGAGGAGAAGAAAGUUCAAGAGAAAGUGCAGAACCAGCGUGCAGUCAUCAACAAGCACAAAGCAGAGCUGAAGCAUGUCCUGGACAUGAUCCAGUUGGAGAGUGUGGAGCUAGAGAGAGUGAAGGUUCAGCACAACCAGAAACUGGACCAGGUGGAGAAGAGCCAGGAGAGUUUGCUACAGAUGCGUCUGGAACUGCAGGAGGUGGAGAAGGAGCUGCAGGAGCAACAGGCUGAGCAGGAGAGGCACAGAAGGCUGCAGGAGCAGGAGAUCCUCACGUUGAAAGAGCAGACUAAUGCUGCAGACAUAGAGAGGAGCAGCCUGCUGGAGCAGUGCACCAGCCUGGAGGCCCGCCGCUCACAUGCUCAGAGAUGUCAGGAAACAGCAGAGGAGGGGCUGCAGAAAGCAGAGGCAGAGCUGCUGAAACUGCAGGCAGAUCUGGCCAAGCUGAAGCAGGAGCACAGACAUGCCCUGAGUAUUCGAGAAGAGAUCACCAGAGAUGCUGCCACAACCCAGAAACAACUAGAAGAGAAAUCUAAGGAUCUGAAUAAACUCAAGGAAGAUGUUGCACACUCAACAGUUCAGCUAGAGAAAAUUAGAAAGGAGGUAGAAGAUGCUCGGCGAGAGCGGGAUGACUUAGUGAAGCAGCAGCAGCACCAAAAGGCUGUGAUGCAGGACAAAAUCCAGAGGAGACAACAAAGAAUAGACAAACUGGAGCAGCAGCUGCAGGAGAUUGAGGCAUCUGUGGAAAAGAAAGAGAUGCAAUUUGAGCAACAGAAGGAGCGCCUGAUGAUCCAACAGCAGCAGAGUUUAGAGUUGGAGGAGCUACAGAGGCGGCAGCAGCAGAAGUUGCAGUCCCAGCUGCAGGCACUAGAGGAAGCUCUGUCAGAGCGAGUGGAGAAAAUGGAGAAGAUCACAGUUGCUGUGGAGGAGCUAGAAGAGCAGAGACGCUUCCUAUUGGCAGAUCAGAAGCAGUGUGCUUUACUGCAGGACAGAGUAACACAGCUGGAGCAAGACCUGGCUGAGAGUGAGGCCAGGCUAUGUGCCAGCACAGAAGAGCAAAGAGAAGCAAAGGAGGAACUUGAAACCUGCCGCUCUGACAUCCAGAUUCUUCAAGGGACUCUGGCCACCGAGAGGGAGCGUGCAGAGGCCCUGAUAAGCUGCAGUCUCACUGACAGAGAUAAACUACAGCAGGCUGAGCUGUGGAGUUGGGGAGAGGGGGAGAGUCACAUGCGAGAGAUUCAGGACACUGUGCGCUCCCUGAGGGCUGAAGUCCAAGCAGAGCUGGACAGUGGUUUGAAAGAGCUGGAGUUGCAGCCUGUGACCACUUCCGACAUGGACAAUGACGAGGAGCACCACACAUCAGCUACACUGAAUAUGGGGAAAGCGGCCUACAGCACCAGAGAUGAGCAGUGGCGAGGAGAAGUGCUGAGAGAGAAGCUGAGGCAACAUGAAGAUAAUCUGAAGGCGCAGCUGCGCAGGUGCAUGUUCUCUCAGCAGGAGGCACUGAGUCUGCGCAGGCAGCAGACAGAGGGAAGCAUCCAGGGCCUGCGCAGACGAGUAGACAAGUUGGACCAGCUACUGACCAAGUCUGGCCAUGAUUUCCCUUACCUGAGUGACUGCAACGUCCUUCCCAAAUAUGUGUGUAAGUGAAAACUGGAGAUACAGAGUCUUCCCUAAUCCAGGCACUUUCUGUUCUGCUGAUAAAAAGUGAAAAGAAAUGAUGUUGUCUGUUUUGCUUGUCAGCUUAAAGGCCAUUAUUAAGGCUAUUUAUAACACUCAGAAUGGGUAAUGAUGAAAAAGUAAGUGUAAGAUUUAAUGCUUUGAGUACAUGAGGAGGGUAAAUCUGAAGGUGCAAAUAUUCUGGAUUUAUUUAGGUUUACUACCUCAGGGCCAAAAAGAGUCAUCGUUCCAUUUUGCUUUAGACAGAUUGUUUGAGUGUGAGGUUUAUAUGAUUUUUUUUAAAGAAUAUUUUUAACAUUUUUUGAUAACGUUUUUGGUAAAAUAAAAUAACGUGCCUCAAUUCUGUGGUAUGUGCGAGCGGUUUGAAUCUGUAAUGUACAUUCAGUUCAUCUUGGGUAUUGAACCAUGACUGGAGGUUUAAAGCCUUUUUACUAUUUUGUACAUACCUAUGACAAAGUCCACUCCUUUUACCACAAAAUAAAAUAUUUAUUACAGCACUUAAAAUUUUAUAUACAUCAUUGUUAUUAAAUAUGACAAUUGUGUGCAAUAAAAUAUUAUUUUUGUUAUUUAA
Pangasianodon hypophthalmus (striped catfish) is the source of this 7668-nucleotide messenger RNA. RefSeq names its product centriolin (gene cntrl). NCBI's taxonomy places the organism in Eukaryota, Metazoa, Chordata, Actinopteri, Siluriformes, Pangasiidae. The transcript has 41 exons. Gene Ontology annotation, molecular function: protein binding. Bases 603 to 7067 code for a protein of 2154 amino acids. The record is from RefSeq and is a predicted model, not a curated record.